This is a messenger RNA of Bradysia coprophila, 828 nucleotides long. RefSeq names its product venom allergen-1-like. The record is from RefSeq and is a predicted model, not a curated record. Lineage: Eukaryota; Metazoa; Arthropoda; Insecta; Diptera; Sciaridae.
AGUUCAUAAAAAAGACAAUUCCGCACCUGCCACCAGAACAAUUCGAUCAUGAAAUUGGAACUAAUAGUUUUAGUCGUUUGCGUUGCUCUAGCGACGGGCCAGGAUUGGUGCAAUAUCGCUUCGUGUGCACCUAAUGCUCAUGUUGCCUGCAAUCACGACGGCAAUUUUCAUCAAGACUGCAGGCGUCCUGCAGCGGUUACCCUCACCGCCGCAAAUAUUCAAUCAAUUUUGGAUCGACACAACAACUUCAGAAGCUUAACGGCCGUAGGUCAUACGCUUGGACGUGAUGGCAAUCUUCCGACUGCCGUCCGAAUGGCACAACUUCGCUGGGAUCCGACGUUAGCGCACUUGGCUGGCUUAAACGUUCGUCGGUGUCUGGUGAGACAGGAUAACUGCCGAAACACCGAGCAAUUUAACGCUGUCGGACAGAAUGUGGGCACCAUGUUCUUCUUGGGCAACAUGCCAGCAGACAUUAUAAUAAACACCGUCACCGAUGCAUGGUUCGACGAACGGCGGCUUACCCUACAAUCUGACAUUGCCAGUGUUGUGACGGGACGACUGUUCGAUAUGGGACGAUUUGCGAAUGCAGUUAAUGAGCGUCAGACACAUGUCGGGUGUGCCAUCUCAAUGUUUGAUCAAGAUUCGGGAAGUACGCUUUGGCGCGUCGGUCUUCUCGCAUGCAAUUAUGCUUCGACCAAUUUUGGUGGUACGCCGAUUUAUCGAAGUGGACCAGUGGGUUCACAAUGUGAACUCGGAACAGAUGGCACGUUUCCUGGACUUUGUACCCUCAACGAACCGAUCAAUCCGAAUGUAUAAAUUGUAAACCGA